AUGAAUAAAGAAGAAAGUUUAUCGGACACGCGUCCAGGAUCGCAAGAGCUGCACAGUCCAGCGCGUCAUUGCUACACACCGCCAACACAUGGCCAACAACAACAACAGCAACAACAACAACAACCGCCGCCGCCAUCAACACCAGCGCACACUCCGGUCUCGGCGGCUCCAUCGUUGACCACUCCAAGUCGCCUACUUGGAUGGAAUCACAGUGCAGCUGCAGCCGCAGCAGCUGCCGCGGCAUCCAUUGCAUCCAAUCAUCAGGCAGCCAGUCAGGCAUCGGGGGAUCAAUCUGGAUUGCCGCGUCUCAAGGGUCAGAAUCUGGGACUCAUCUGUGUGGUGUGUGGCGACACCAGUUCGGGCAAACAUUACGGCAUCCUGGCGUGCAAUGGUUGCUCGGGUUUCUUCAAGCGCAGCGUGCGACGCAAGCUCAUUUAUCGCUGCCAGGCAGGCACCGGACGUUGUAUUGUGGACAAGGCGCAUCGGAAUCAAUGCCAGGCAUGCAGGCUUAAGAAGUGCCUCCAAAUGGGCAUGAACAAGGAUGCCGUGCAAAAUGAGCGACAGCCCCGCAACACCGCCACUAUACGGCCGGAGACACUGCGGGAGAUGGAACACGGUCGAGCACUGCGAGAAGCCGCCGUAGCCGUUGGUGUUUUUGGACCUCCUGUGCUACUUUCACCGCCCUGCUACGGCUCGAGCCUGCUGCCACCGCCCUCUUUGGGCAGCCUGCCGACGGGACGUCUGCUGCACCACAAUCACCUCAGCUCAUCGAUGCAGUUGGCCACGAAUCACAUGAAUCAUGCCAGCGGUUUUCCCAUCUUCAACAGCGCUGGACUGCACCAUUCGCCUAAGGAGAAGGCAGCCUAUGGCGUCGCCAUGGAGUUGUCCAGCAGCGGCAACAUCUCGCACUCGACCAACUCCAGCAGCAAUCACUCCAUUGAUCCCAGCUCACCGGCUCCAGAUGCGGCCAAUGAUAACAACAAUGCCGGCGGCAGCGUCUCCUCCAUCAGCUCCGCGAGUCCAAUGCCAGAGAACGAUAAUGAUGAUGACUCGAUUGAUGUGACCAACGAUGAGGAGCCGAAUACGGGAAGCAGAAGCGAUGCGAGCUUCAUAAUGCCGCAGUUCAUGUCGCCCAAUCUCUACAAUCAUCAGCAUGAGACGGUCUACGAGACGAGUGCCAGACUGUUGUUUAUGGCAGUUAAAUGGGCCAAGAAUCUGCCGAGCUUUGCCCGGCUGUCGUUUAGGGAUCAGGUUAUACUGCUGGAAGAAUCGUGGUCUGAAUUGUUUCUCUUGAAUGCCAUUCAAUGGUGCAUUCCCCUGGAUCCCACAGGCUGUGCGCUCUUCUCGGUGGCCGAGCAUUGCAACAACUUGGAGAACAAUGCAAACGGUGAUAAUUGUGUCACCAAGGAGGAAUUGGCUGCCGAUGUGCGAACGCUGCAUGAAAUCUUCUGCAAGUACAAGGCUGUGCUUGUCGAUCCCGCUGAGUUCGCCUGUCUCAAAGCCAUUGUGCUCUUCCGACCCGAAACCCGUGGCCUUAAGGAUCCGGCACAGAUCGAGAACCUGCAGGAUCAGGCUCAUGUUAUGCUGUCGCAGCACACGAAGACACAGUUCACAGCGCAAAUUGCUCGAUUUGGUCGAUUGCUGUUGAUGCUGCCUCUGCUGCGCAUGAUCAACUCCCACAAGAUCGAAUCGAUCUUCUUUCAGCGCACCAUUGGAAACACGCCCAUGGAGAAGGUGCUCUGCGACAUGUAUAAGAACUAGAUAAUUUAACGCUUAAGUUUUUAUGUAAUUU
Molecule: messenger RNA, 1792 nt
Organism: Drosophila albomicans
Lineage: Eukaryota; Metazoa; Arthropoda; Insecta; Diptera; Drosophilidae
Gene: Hr51
Product: photoreceptor-specific nuclear receptor
Exons: 9
Coding region: 1-1761 (586 amino acids)
Biological process (GO): positive regulation of transcription by RNA polymerase II; anatomical structure development; cell differentiation
Molecular function (GO): RNA polymerase II cis-regulatory region sequence-specific DNA binding; zinc ion binding; nuclear receptor activity
Source: RefSeq, a predicted model, not a curated record